Molecule: messenger RNA, 1142 nt
Organism: Solanum dulcamara
Lineage: Eukaryota; Viridiplantae; Streptophyta; Magnoliopsida; Solanales; Solanaceae
Product: PTI1-like tyrosine-protein kinase At3g15890
Exons: 4
Coding region: 21-1142 (373 amino acids)
Biological process (GO): protein phosphorylation
Cellular component (GO): plasma membrane
Molecular function (GO): ATP binding; protein kinase activity
Source: RefSeq, a predicted model, not a curated record
UCUCUCCCCCAAAAAUAAUAAUGUUGAAGAGAUGUUUUAAUUGCUUUGGUGGUGAACAAAGAUUAGAGAUCAGAGGUCAGAUCAAGAACAGGGAUUAUCCAUGGGAUAUUUACACAUUAAAAGAGCUUGUUAACGCAACAAACAAUUUCCAUAAUGAUAACAAGAUUGGUGAAGGAGGGUUUGGAAGUGUUUAUUGGGGUCAAACAAGUAAAGGCAUCGAGAUAGCAGUUAAAAGGUUAAAGGCAAUGAGUGCAAAAGCAGAAAUGGAGUUUGCAAUAGAAGUGGAGAUACUUGGAAGGGUGAGACAUAAGAAUUUAUUAGGUCUACGAGGAUUUUAUGCGGGGGAGGAUGAAAGGCUUAUUGUUUAUGAUUAUAUGCCUAAUCAUAGCUUGAUCACUCAUUUGCAUGGAACACUUUCUGCUGAUUGUCUUCUUGAUUGGCCACGAAGAAUGAGGAUUGCUAUUGGAUCUGCCGAGGGAUUAUGUUACUUGCACCAUGAAGCAAAUCCUCAUAUCAUACAUAGAGACAUAAAGGCAAGCAAUGUCCUUUUAGAUUCAAAUUUCCAAGCAAAAGUGGCAGAUUUUGGAUUUGCUAAGUUGAUACCUGAUGGUGUCACACAUCUAACAACAAGGGUUAAAGGAACCCUGGGCUACUUAGCUCCGGAAUACGCCAUGUGGGGAAAAGUCUCUGAGAGUUGUGAUGUUUAUAGUUUUGGAAUAUUACUUCUUGAAAUAAUUAGCGGUCGAAAACCCUUAGAAAAACUUCCGAAUGGUGUCAAACGUGACAUUGUGCAAUGGGCUCUUCCCUAUCUACAAAAAGGUGAUUUUAAUCACAUUGCUGACCCUAGGCUCAAAGGAAAGUUCAUUCGUGAUCAAUUGAAGAACACAAUCUUGAUUGCCAUCAAGUGUACUGAUGGCAAUCCUGAAAAUAGGCCAAGUAUGUUGGAAGUGGUGGAUUGGCUUAAGAGUAGUGUUGUGGACAAGAGGAAAAAAGAGAUCAAAAUAGUGAAGAGUAGUACUACAAAUGUUGAUGAAAAUGAGAACAAUGACUAUGUUAAUGAUGAUGAGGCAGACAAUGAAGGUUAUACUAAGAGAAAAAAUAAGCCAAGAUUACCAAUUUCUGAAUCGAAGAUGAGGAAAUAA